Molecule: messenger RNA, 7887 nt
Organism: Oncorhynchus gorbuscha (pink salmon)
Lineage: Eukaryota; Metazoa; Chordata; Actinopteri; Salmoniformes; Salmonidae
Product: brevican core protein-like
Exons: 14
Coding region: 287-5410 (1707 amino acids)
Biological process (GO): cell adhesion
Molecular function (GO): hyaluronic acid binding
Source: RefSeq, a predicted model, not a curated record
CAUUCUCCUCUAUAUCCUCUUAGUUGAAUGACAAAAGUGGGCAGUUCAAGAUUUCAUAUUUGCCCUCACUGUCUCAAACUCUCUCUUUUCUUCCUCGCCUUUGCAGCCGGUCGGACGUACGCGUCCCAUACCUGCAUAGAGUUCCCAGUAUUCUUGGGUACAGUAUUGAACGUCGCAAUAUCCCGCGCGCACUGCACCAAGUGAGGGAGCCGAUGCCGAAAAGACUUCCCAUCCUUUCAACCGCCAAAAUAUUAGAAAAUCCAGGAUUGGACAACCAUUAAUCGAAAUGUUUGUCGAAAUAAUGCGACCAGUAAGGUUCCUCCCCCUUCUGUGCACAGUUUGCCACCUGACCAUGGCUUUCCCCGCCCAAACAGGAUACUCAGAAGAUGACAAGCGUCAACUCCAGGUCACCAUCUCCAAGACAACCCCCAUCUUCACUGCACACCUGGGGAGCUCCAUCACAAUCACCUGCCUGGUGUCCCUGUCACCUGGGCCCCCCUCAUCCUCCUCGCCCCCGAUCCCACCCCGGGUCAAGUGGAGCGUGUUGCAUGAGGGGGAGCAGGAGGAGACAGAGAUCCUGGUGGCGCGGGGUCAAAGGGUGAAGGUCAAUGAGGCCUACAGAGAACGAGCCUCCCUGGUCAACUUUGCAAACUCGCCUGAGGACCUCUCCCUCUGGUUGGGGGAGCUGCGCUCAAGCGACACGGGGCACUACCGCUGUGAGGUGCAGCAAGGCCUGGAUGAUGCCAGUGAUUUCACACAGAUAAAAGUCAAAGGUGUGGUCUUCCACUACAGACACGCCUCUGGCCGAUAUGCGUUUUCGUUCAGUGAGGCCCAGAGGUCGUGCGAGGGCAUUGGGGCACACAUCGCCACUCCCGACCAGCUUCUGGCAGCCUAUUACGAUGGCUAUGAGCAGUGUGACGCCGGCUGGCUCGCUGACCAAUCUGUCAGAUAUCCAAUCCAAGUUCCCCGGGAAGGUUGCUAUGGUGACAUGGAUGGCCGCCCGGGAUUGAGGAACUAUGGGACGCUGGAAUCAGAGGAGCUGUUUGAUGUGUAUUGUUAUGUGGAGCAUAUUGAUGGGGAGGUGUUCCAUGGCUCUGCCCCUCAGCAGCUGUCAUUGGACGAGGCUCGGGCUUACUGCGAGAAGGAAGGGGCAGAGCUGGCUACCACAGGGCAGCUGUACGUGGCGUGGAGCAAGGGUUUGGACAGCUGCAACCCUGGCUGGCUGUCUGAUGGCAGUGUGCGGUACCCCAUCAUCAUCCCUAGGGAGCGCUGUGGAGGGCCUCAGGCAGGGGUCAAGACCCUGUAUCGCUACAGCAACCAGACAGGCUUCCCUGAAUCCUCCAGCCGCCAUGAUGUUUACUGUUUCAGAGGUGUUGGGAAUCCUCACACUGAUGCCCCCAUGGACUACAUGGCCACUGAGCCAGAGGACAUCGGACAAGAUAUUGUCGUUCUUAUGGAGCCUGCUGAGGAGCUCUAUCUCAGCCAGGAUAGCAAGCAAGUGGAGCGAGAGGCCCAGAGUGUCCUGGGAUCCCUCCCCGUCUUCCAGUCGGCUCCUGCUCAGGAGGAUCUGCAGGGGACUCCCCCUACUGCCCUGUCAAGCACAGAGGUCCCUCUCACCCAUACAGCCUCUUCCCAUGACCUUCUCCAGCACUUUGAUGAUACUUCACUUCCUGUAGAGGAAAACUACCACUCCCAGCAUGCUACUUCACUACCCAACACCUCCAGUGAGCCAGACUCCCUCCACGAAGGAGACUAUCACUCCCAGCAUUCUACUUCACUACCCAGCACCUCCAGUGAGCCAGAAUCUCUCCACGAAAGAGACUAUCACUCCCAGAAUUCUAGUUCCAUACCCAGCACCUCCACGAAGCCAGACUCCCUCCACGAAGGAGAUUAUCACUCCCAGAAUUCUAUUUACAUACCCAGCACCUCCAGUGUGCCAGACUCCCUCAACGAAAGAGACUAUCACUCCCAUAAUUCUAGUUCACUACCCAGCACCUCCAGUAAGCCACACUCCCUCCACAAAGGAGACAAUCACUCCCAGAAUUCUACUUCACUACCUAACACCUCCAGUGAGCCAGACUCCCUCCACGAAGGAGAUUAUCACUCCCAGAAUUCUAUUUACAUACCAAGCACCUCCAGUGUGCCAGACUCCCUCCACGAAAGAGACUAUCACUCCCAGAAUUCUAGUUCACUACCCAGCACCUCCAGUAAGCCACACUCCCUCCACGAAGGAGACUAUCACUCCCAGAAUUCUACUUCACUACCCAGCACCUCCAGUGAGCCAGUCUCCCUCCACGAAGGAGACAAUUACUCCCAGAAUUCUACUUCACUACCUAACACCUCCAGUGAGCCAGACUCCCUCCACGAAGGAGACUAUCACUCCCAGAAUUCUACUUCACUACCCAGCACCUCCAGUGAGCCAGACUCCCUCCACGAAGGAGACUAUCACUCACACAAUUCUACUUCACUACCCAGCACCUCCAGUGAGCCAGACUCCCUCCACGAAGGAGACUAUCACUCCCAGAAUUCUACUUCACUACCCAGCACCUCCAGUGAGCCAGUCUCCUUCCACGAAGGAGACAAUCACUCCCAGAAUUCUACUUCACUACCCCACACCUCCAGUGAGCCAGACUCCCUCCACGAAGGAGACUAUCACUCCCUGAAUUCUACUUCACUACCCAGCACCUCCAGUGAGCAAGACUCCCUCCACGAAGGAGACUAUCACUCACACAAUUCUACUUCACUACCCCACACCUCCAGUGAGCCAGACUCCCUUCACGAAGGAGACGAUCACUCACAAAAUUAUACUUCACUACCUAACACCUCCAGUGAGCCAGACUCCCUCCACGAAGGAGACUAUCACUCCCAGAAUUCUACUUCACUACCCAGCACCUCCAGUGAGCCAGACUCCCUCCAAGAAGGAGACUAUCACUCACACAAUUCUACUUCACUACCCAGCACCUCCAGUGAGCCAGACUCCCUCCAAGAAGGAGACUAUCACUCACAAAAUUCUACUUCACUACCCAACACCUCCAGUGAGCCAGACUCCCUCCACGAAGGAGACGAUCACUCACAAAAUUCUACUUCACUACCCAGAACCUCUAGUGUUCUAGACUCUCUCCACGAAGGCAAUUCCAGUCUCUACCAGCUAGUGCUGGGAACAACCCCAGAAUUCCCUGAGCCAUCCUACGAGCCCCACAGACAUUAUCAGCCGAUGCCAGAGAUGAACCCGGAGGAAACAGACUACCAACAGUCAGGAUCUUCCAAGCACUUCCAGCCAAUGCCAGAGACCAAUCUCGAGUUGGAUCAAGUGGAAGCCAACUACAGCACAACAGGAGGUAACCAGAGUCAUCGGGAGAAUACAAAAGAGACUACCACAAUGGCCUUUGAACCCAUAGAGAAUGCUACCGAGGCACGUGACCAUGCCGCAGAGAGAAGACACAAAGAGGUGAUUGUGGGAGAGCCUGAGGAGACAUCCAUCUCUACCAAGUCCCCGGGAGAGCUUGAUCCCCGCCCAGCAUGGUCUACCCUCUCCCCCCACGCAAAGGCAACCUCAGUGUGGUCGCCCCUGGAUGGAUCUGGAGAUGUGUCCCAAGAGAUAGAACUAGUUGUCCACCAGGGAAUCCACACAGACAGAUUCCCCACCUCCUCCUCCUCUUCAUCCUCCUCCUCCUCCUCCUUCACCACUCACAUGUCUGCCUCCCCUGGAGCCACCAGCAUUCCCAGUGAGGGGCAGACAGGAGUUACGCAUUCAAGCAGCAUCUUAUCUGGACUGGAUCAUUCGGAGGAGCUAGGACUGGAUGUGUACUCCACAGUAGGCCAUCCAAAAGUAACCUCGCAGGGAACUUCCUCCGCUAGGCUGGAGGGCAGCACCAGUCUAGAUUUUGAGGGUAUCGUCAUUCCAGAGAGAUUGGUACCUUCUAGAGAAGUAGAGCUGGCACCAGGGGAGUCUGAUGAGGAGCACCUGGGGUCUGGAGAGGGCAUAGCCACUACCGAGUCUCCAGACCUCUCCACCACCUCCCAGCUGCCGGUCGAGUUUACCACUCUGGGCUAUCAAACAACGACCAUGUCCAGAAUAGAGAUGGAUCCCACAACCACGGACCCUGAAGAAGACGGAAGUGGACAUGAGCCAAGCACUGAUGAACCAUCCCUGGGAGAAAAAGUGACUGUCUUCCCCCUUGAGUCGCAAACAUCCAGCUGGGAUCUGCACCGCACCACCUCUGCACCCCAAGAGUCUCAGGAAGACCUUGAAUACAGCGGGGAACCCCUUUCCACCUCUUCCCAGACAGAUCUUCCAGACUCCUCAGAAGAACCUGAUCUGUUUGGGUCAGACUCCCUGUCCAUCUCAAGUAUGGAUCCCACCGCAGCCACCAUGUCCACAUCCACCAUGUACACCUCCACAGAGUGGGCCACACGGACCUGGAGCCCCACCACCUCCACGACACAAGGUCCCCCAGAAACAUCUGAGCCGGAGAGGGUGACGGCUCUUAUGCCCCCCGUGGAUCAGGGCCGGUUGGAUCUGGAAUUCGGCCUCACCCAGCCACCCACCUUGCUCAUGUUGCCCAAUGAGAGGGCUGCCGUGGGCAGUGCCAGGAAGAUUUCAGAUGCCUGUCUGGAGGACCCCUGUGCCAACGGCGGCACCUGCGCUGAGAUGGCCGGGAGCACCAAGUGCCUCUGUUUGCCCAGCUAUGGAGGUGACCUCUGUCAGACAGAUCUGGAGCAGUGUGAGGUGGGCUGGCAGAAGUUCCACGGGAACUGCUACAAGCACUUCAACCAGCGGCUGAGCUGGGAGGUGGCAGAGCAGCACUGUCGCAUGGUGGGGGGCCACCUGGCAUCAAUCAUGACACCCGAAGAGAAGGACUUCAUUAACAAUAACUUUAAGGAGUAUCAGUGGACUGGACUAAACGACAAGACCAUCGAGGGGGAUUUCCACUGGUCUGAUGGCAACCCACUGCUCUAUGAGAACUGGUACAGGGGCCAGCCUGACAGUUACUUCCUGUCUGGAGAGGACUGUGUGGUGAUGGUAUGGCAUGAUUCUGGGCACUGGAGUGACGUGCCCUGCAACUACCACCUGGCCUACACCUGCAAGAAAGGCACCUCUUCAUGUGGCCCUCCCCCCAAAGUCCGAAACGCACUCGCGUUUGGCAAAAUUCGCCAGAGGUACGAGACGGGCGCCGUUGUGCGCUACUACUGUGCCCAGGGCUUCCAGCAGAGAAGAAACCCUCUGGUCCUGUGCCUGCCGGGUGGCAAGUGGGAGGAGCCCCAGAUCCUCUGCAUCCCUGGGGCAGGAAGCACAGCACAGACAGUAGGAGUAACAUCAAUAACCACAGGAAGCCAGGAGCUGGCUGAAGAGGAAUCACAAACAACAAAGGAAACGCUUCAAUACUGGGACAUCAAGUGGAACUUUUAAAUGUCAUAACAUGUCCCGGUACACUUCAAGAGUUUCCUUUCCUCAUUGACCAGAGAUCUGAAAUGGCCGAACAGGUAAAGGCAAUAGGGUGAUCUUGAAGGAUAGGAGACAGGGAAAGAGUACUGGGACACCCGGUCAGUCAAGCAUAACCUCUUACAUUCCUACUGUCCUCCCCAAAAAAAGCACAUCGAUCUGAAUCUGUUGUUGGGAUAGCCUGGGCUUGAAGGUCUCUUGUCGCCCUACAUAGGAUGCAAUGAAUUGCAAUAGUGUCCUAGAACGCUAUAAUACAGGACCCAGAACAUGUUCUGUGAAAAUCCUAUCACUGAGGCAUAUCUAUAAUCAGUAACUCCCUGUCCGUUCAUCCAGAUUGUAUAAUGUGUGGAUCCAAACCUUUUCUCCAAACCGGCACAUAACCCCAGGCGUGGUAGACAGGCAGUGGUAGGAUAUGCAGUAGCUCGUCUUGAGCACUGUCUAUCACAGGUGAAGUCUGGUGCCGGUUUGGUUCAGACGGUUUCUUUAAAGAUAUCACAUUGGACAAUCCAGAAGGAUGGACAAGGAGGUCUGGAUAGUAGAUGUGAAUUCAGUAAAAGGAUUACUGGAAACCUAUGGACUUCUCGCCAGAUAUGUUCCGGACUCCGUAGCUAUCUAGGAUGCCAUUGCAUUCAAUGUGCGGGGUCAUCUGUAAGCCCAGGUCUCUUGUUGGUUUUAAACAGGCCUCAGCAGGCUAAUGGUGUUCAGCGAUCUCAUCUCCGCAAUUUAUCAUGUCAGUUCUCAAUCAUUGUUUAUUGACUAUUAUUGGCAAAUCAACUUUAUAAAUCCACCCAUAAUAUUUUCAACAACAGCUGGUCUGUUUGCAAUUCCAUUCAUAUUCCAUCAGCUGAGGACUACCUGGGGUCUGUUCAGGAGGGUGCAAACGUUACAGGACGUUCAGAUAGAAAUGUAUUGUGUAGAAUAGACAUGAUUGCCCAGCCUGGCCUCAGAACCGCACAAAAUAUAAUUGUGUAGUUCUGAGCACCUCCAAGAGGUAUGAUCCCUACAGUCUAGCAAUCCAAAGGUUGCAUGUUCGAGUCGCCUCGGGGAUAUCUGUAGCAUUUUAGCUAAUCUUUCCCCUAACCCUUAUUCUAACGUUAACCCAAUUCACCUGCAAUGUAAAUUCACCUAACCUUUGUCAUUUUAGUCCUCCUAACCUUUGUAGUUAGUUCCCGUAACCGCCAACUUAAAUUGUCCCCGUAAUUGUCCUUUGUUGUUACAGUGCAACAAGCAACGUGGUCUCAGACAAAGACUUUGCAAUGCAAAAUGUCCUCCAAGACGUAUGAUACUGUACGUCCUCCAACUCGUAUGAUAUUGUAUGACCACUAUUUUAUUCAACGUAGCGUAAUGUAUCAUCCUGAUUUGAGUGUCACAGAAUUCCGUACAGAUUCACACCAAUUGCCCUGACACCACAUUGGAUUGCCUGUAGACUCGGGACUCGGGAACGACUGUAGUUCUGUUAGUAAUAUUUCUGCCUGCAAUGAUUUGAACUGUUCAUCUUAUUGAGUACACUGCAGGACAGGUGAGUCCUUGUAGGGAUGUCUGGCUGAGUGUCGACUCUGUGGUCCAACGUAACCUGUCCCACACCACUACCCCUAUGUCCUUUAUGAGUCCCCUUCAUAAAGCACAAUGGACGGCAUAGGUGUACGCAAUAUGAUGGAAACUCCACCAAACCUACCAGAGGGCUAGGUGUGGCUAUUACCACAUUGCUGAUACCAAUACAAAUAUUUCAGACGCACGAGGUGACUUAACAAAGUCUUCGGAAUGGAAGGAAUGGUUGGUUUGGAAUUGGGGCAACAACAAAAAAUCCCUGUGCUCUUAGGAACCCAUAUCAACUCGUGAACUCAGCAUUUAUGUCCAUCUCCACCAUCUCACAACCAUACGCCUUCUUAGACUUUUGUCAUCGACAGACUUUAUAUGAAACAUGGUGCUAACACCCUUGCGUAUGAUACCUGCAUGAAGUACGUUAAGAAAUGUUCAUCCUUAAGAAUCGAAAGGGCAAGGUUUGUGCAGCAGGAUGUUCGGAAAAAUAAAACAACUCCAAACAAGCUGGUUUCUAAAAGUCAAUACCAUUAUCGAAGUAGAAUUUACAUUUCUCACAGUGGUCAUAACUCUUUUGGGAUGAAAGCGGCGAGAGUGAGUGAGUAGCAUGCAAAAGAUUUGACCAUGGAUAUGAUGCCACUACUGUACUCAUCAAUGAUAUUAAUUUUGUCUCAAAGUAUGUUUUAAUUACUGUCCACUCUUCCCUCUGAUAGAUGCCCGACAUUUUACUGACACAGUUCUAUGAAAAGCUUUGUGUUGUAAUAAAGUUUUUUUAAUAGAAUAAAGCAAUGAUUUAAUGAGUAUUAACCACACAGCCAUUAUUGGAAAUUGUAUUUGUUUGUUCUUUAUUCGCUUUGGUUUUUAUAAGCAUCUUUUAGGGUAAUACUGUUCCUUUAUAAACCAAC